Drosophila montana is the source of this 1380-nucleotide messenger RNA. RefSeq names its product FAS-associated factor 1-like. NCBI's taxonomy places the organism in Eukaryota, Metazoa, Arthropoda, Insecta, Diptera, Drosophilidae. The coding region runs from base 265 to 1323 and encodes 352 amino acids. The record is from RefSeq and is a predicted model, not a curated record. The transcript has 2 exons.
UAUCCAAGUGUGCUUAGCGUUUAAUUAUAAAAGUUUUGUAUAACAUUUUUCAGCUUGUUUGAAUUUAUUUCAGGCAAUCUUUUUAUUUUUUUUUGGGAUUUGCAGCUUGGAACAGGCGGCAACUUGGCGACCAACAGGUAGAAGCAGAAUACAACAAGAGAAUAAAGUGAAAGAAAAUAAAUUGGAACGGAGCCAAGCAUUACAUUUGUGCUGCGUUUUCCGAAGCAAUUUCAAUUGCAAUUCACCAAGAGACAUUUCUGGGAAAUGGAGCACGAUUUAAAGCAACAAGAGGAGCAAGAAUUGCCCAACCUUGACAGACUGACUCUGAAUGAAGCGGAUGCCAAAGAUGACGACAGUCGUAUAUAUAAAAUCAAGAUCUCGAUGCAGCCGGAUGGACGUUCGAUUUCGCUGACAUUGCCGGAGAACACCACAUUGCUGGAGCUGAAAACUGAUAUCUAUUAUAUAACCGACAUACCGGUAAGGCAUCAGGUCUGGUCAGGCUGGCCACUGGACGUGGCCGUUGACAAUGCCACCAAUUUGGCCCAGUCGGGAAUCGGGCGCAGACACAGUUUUGUGGUGCAGAGCAACUUGGCCGCAGACCAACCGCACAACAACUCGCAGUCGAGCAGCGACUUUGAGGCGGAUGACAAAUACGAGUAUAUCGACAGCUCGUCGGAUGAAUCCCAAUCGGACUCUGAGUCUGAUUUAAGAGGCUAUCAAUUAUUUUGCUUCGACUCAAAGCCGGCGCCAACCCAUUUGAUAGCCGACGGAACAAUCUGUGAGGCGACCGGUUCCAAGCAGUUUGUGGAUAAUUACAAGCAACGCUUUGGGGCACCACAUCCGGAGUUUCAUGUGGGCAGCCUUGAAAGCGCAUUGCAACUGGCCAAGGCUUCCAAUCUGGAAAAUGAGGUAAAUACCAUAUACGCCCGUUCAGCAGUUCCGAAACUUAUGUUUUUGUUGUUUUGUUUAUCUGUGCAGCGUAAGCUAUUAGCCAUUUAUUUGCAUCAUGGCGCAAGUAUUCUGACAAACAUAUUUUGCCAUCGCCUGCUGCAGGACGAGAGCAUUUUGGAGCUGUUAAAGCAGAACUUUGUGCUCUAUGGUUGGGAUCUGACCUGCAAAAGCAACGAACAACUCUUUAUACUCGAGCUGGGCAAGCACUGCGACCAGUCGGCUGUCGAUUUGGCUGCCAGCACUAAACUCGAUCAACUGCCAGCCAUUAUGAUAGUCUCCAUGAAUUCUUUUAUUAUUCCCGGCAAUAUUGGUUUGGAUGAACUACAAUUGCGACUGCUGGAGGCUAUUGAGCUUAAGGAUUUUUUAAUAUAAAUAAUAAACUCAAUGUGAAAAGAAACAGGGAUUUUGAAUAAAUAAUUGUAAAGAUAA